Messenger RNA from Brienomyrus brachyistius, 643 nucleotides. RefSeq names its product olfactory marker protein a (gene ompa). Gene Ontology annotation, biological process: sensory perception of smell; signal transduction. Bases 161 to 643 code for a protein of 160 amino acids. Lineage: Eukaryota; Metazoa; Chordata; Actinopteri; Osteoglossiformes; Mormyridae. The record is from RefSeq and is a predicted model, not a curated record. The transcript has a single exon.
GCACCGUCCAUAAAGGCUGCGGGCGUCCAGAAGAGGCUUUGCCACAUUUGGGGAACAGGCUCGCAGCCGGGGCAGCGCAGACGACGACGCAGACGCAGACGACGACGCAGACGCAGACGACGACGCAGACGCAGACGACGACGCAGCCGACGACACUGCCAUGGCCUCGCACCAGGAGCUGCGCUUUGAGGAGGACCCACAGCUGACGGAGGUGAUGCGUCUGCGGGUGCAGUCGCUGCAGCAGCGCGGGCAGAAGCGGCAGGACGGCGAGCGACUCCUUCGGCCCGAGGAAUCCGUGUACCGCCUGGACUUUCCCGAGCAGAAGCUCCGCUUCGUGCGCUGGGGGGUGCGGCUGCCGGCACCGGGCCGCCUCAGCGUGGUGGGCACCUCGCAGCACUGGACGCCGGACCUGACGCCGCUGAUGACGCGCCAGCUGCUGGAGCCCGUCGGCCUGUUCUGGCGCAGUCCCGGGGACGCAGACGGCGACGCAGUCAAGUGCUUUGAGGCCGACACCCAGGAAUUCGGCGAGCGCAUCGCGGAGCUCGCCAAGAUCCGCAGGGUCAUGUUCUUCCUGUUCGCCUUUGAGGACGGCGCCGACCCCACCAACAUCGACUGCUCCAUAACCUUCAAAGUGCUCCAGUAG